Cetraspora pellucida is the source of this 120-nucleotide messenger RNA. The record is from the annotation of a GenBank genome assembly. NCBI's taxonomy places the organism in Eukaryota, Fungi, Glomeromycota, Glomeromycetes, Diversisporales, Gigasporaceae.
UUAGAAAAAAGAAAGGCUGAUAAUAUUGAUAAAGAAUUAGCAACCAAUUCUGAAAAUUUUAUCAAAGCAGAGCUUUCUUUAACCUUUAAAGGAUUAAAUAUUAAUAAUUGUACUGCUUAA